Molecule: messenger RNA, 862 nt
Organism: Zootermopsis nevadensis
Lineage: Eukaryota; Metazoa; Arthropoda; Insecta; Blattodea; Termopsidae
Product: thioredoxin, mitochondrial
Biological process (GO): cell redox homeostasis
Cellular component (GO): cytoplasm; mitochondrion
Molecular function (GO): protein-disulfide reductase activity
Source: RefSeq, a predicted model, not a curated record
CUGAUAAGAAAAGAAAGCAGUGAAUAGGAUAAAUAGUUUUUUUGUAUAAAUAUAUUCUCGAAACAAUCAUGCAACAUUCAUAUGCAUUCAUGAGUGGAGUUUUGAGAAAUGUCACCAAAGAAACUCGUACGUCAGCUGUUCUAAAGGAAUCAGUACGAAGUUUUGUGGCAAGUCGUGUGAGACUCGAUUCGUUUAAAGUGCAAGACCAAAAGGAUUUUCAAGAAAGAGUGAAGAAUAGUAAGGUCCCAGUCGUCGUAGAUUUCUUCGCUACAUGGUGCAAUCCAUGCAAAAUGCUGACACCACGCCUUGAAUCUGUCAUUGCUGAAAAGAAAGGGAAGGUACUACUCGCAAAAGUGGAUAUUGACGAAAAUACAGAGUUGGCCUUGGAUUAUGAGGUGGGUUCUGUUCCAGCUCUUGUUGCUAUUAAGAAUGGAAAAGUGCAAGAACGACUGGUUGGUUUACAGGAUAUUGACAAGCUUAGGAAGUUUGUAGACCAGCUAAUUCAUAAAACUGAUUGAUAGUAACUUAUUUUCAACCAAUAGCAGGGACUUUAUUACAAGUGUAUAUAUCUCCUUCCAGUAUAUGAUGAGAAACCAUGUAAUCAUAUUAACAUUGUCCGAGUACAACAUAACAUCAGCACUGCAGCAUUAUUAAAAGCUGAAAGAGAAAACUUACUUGCAAGCAACAUAAUUAACUUUGGCAUGCAGCAAAGAUUCAGGACUUUUUCAAAUAUGCCAUUUGUACAUUGUACUUACGUUUUCCCAGCUGUCAUGAUUUGAGAUACUAUGAAAGAAAACUCUACACUACAAAGUUCUACUGUAAAUAUAUAUAUCAAUAAAUGGUGGGAGGAUGUGAAACACUC